Pelodiscus sinensis (Chinese soft-shelled turtle) is the source of this 2459-nucleotide messenger RNA. Lineage: Eukaryota; Metazoa; Chordata; Testudines; Trionychidae. The record is from RefSeq and is a predicted model, not a curated record.
AAAAAAAAAAAAAAAGCCCUUGAUUUUUAACACCCCUGCUGUGUAACUACUAGUUUUUUACAUGGUUACUGUUGUUAGGGCCUUCUUUCAUCCCUAGUAGUGAUUGUUACGAGGAAGGGGGGCAAAACACAUAUUGCAGUAAAAUUGUAGACUGGAUUUCUUUGAAGGCAAAUGGCAUUUGACCCAGCACUGAGAUGCUUUGCUUUUUGCAGUUUGGAUGCUAAAUCUACCAGCAUUCAGGUGACCAUUAAGGAGGGAGGUCUAAAACUUAUUCAGAUCCAGGAUAAUGGAUGUGGAAUCAGGAAAGAAGAUUUAGAUAUCGUAUGUGAGAGAUUCACUACAAGCAAAUUGCAAAAAUUUGAAGACCUGGCUAGUAUUUCUACAUAUGGGUUUAGGGGAGAGGCAUUGGCUAGCAUAAGCCAUGUUGCCCAUGUUACUGUCACAACUAAAACUGCUGAUGCAAAGUGUGCAUACAGGGCAAGCUAUUGUGAUGGAAAACCGAAAGCACCUCCCAAACCUUGUGCUGGAAACCAGGGGACUCAGAUCACAGUUGAGGAUCUAUUUUACAAUGUAACCACAAGGAGGAAAGCCUUAAGAAAUCCAAGUGAAGAAUAUGCGAAAAUAUUAGAAGUCGUUAGCAGGUAUGCCAUCCACAACUCAGGCAUUAGUUUUUCAGUUAAAAAGCAAGGUGAUACGAUGGCAGAUGUUAGAACUCUAUCGAAUGCUUCAACAGUGGACAAUAUUAGGUCCAUUUUUGGAAAUGCUGUUAGCAGAGAAUUGAUAGAAGUGGGCUGUGAAGAUGGAAAGCUGGCCUUUAAAAUGAAAGGCUACGUAACGAAUGCAAACUACUCAGUGAAGAAGUGCAUAUUUUUACUCUUCAUAAAUCAUCGACUGGUGGAGUCAACUGCUCUGAGGAAAGCUAUAGAGACUGUGUAUGCUGCUUAUUUGCCAAAAAGUACACAUCCAUUCCUGUACUUAAGCCUGGAAAUAGCCCCUCAGAAUGUAGAUGUGAAUGUGCAUCCUACAAAGCAUGAAGUCCAUUUUCUUCAUGAAGACAGUAUUCUAGAGUGUGUUCAGCAACAUAUAGAGAGCAAAUUACUGGGGUCUAACUCUUCAAGGAUGUAUUUUACCCAGACUUUGAUCCCAGGAGUUGAAUGCUCUUCCACUGAGGUUGUUAAAUCAGUAGCGACCUCCUCUUUCACAACUAAAGGAACAAGUGAUAAAGUCUAUGCCCACCAAAUGGUCCGUACUGAUUCCCGAGACCAAAAGCUGGAUGCUUUCCUUCAGCCUGUGAAGAAAGUCUCGAGUACUGGGCAUACAACAGUGAUCCAAGAUGGUAGAACAGACCUUUCUGAUGGCAGAGCCAGGCAGCAGGAUACUGAAAUGGAAGAUCUCAAUGACUUUGAUACAAUGGCUGUUGCACAGGAAGCUUCAGUGAUGACACCAGAACUGCAGAAGGAAAGUGGAAGGCUGAGUCCUGAAACAGGUCUUACUAGAAAGAGACAGCGGUCAGACUCUGAUGUAGAAAUGGAGGAAGAUACUAGAAAGGGAAUGACUGCUGCCUGCACCCCUAAGAGAAGAAUUAUUAACCUAACCAGUGUGUUGGCUCUGCAACAGGAAAUUAGUGGUCAAGCACAUGCAAGUCUUCAGGAGAUGUUACAUGAUCACUCAUUUGUUGGUUGUGUUAGUCCUCAGUGGGCCCUGGCACAAUACCAGACAAAGCUGUAUCUUCUCAAUACUACAGAACUCAGCCAAGAACUCUUCUAUCAGAUUCUUAUUUAUGACUUUGCAAAUUUUGGCAUUCUGAGGUUGUCGGAGCCAGCUCCACUGUAUGAUCUAGCUAUGCUAGCCUUGGAGAACACUGAAAGUGGAUGGACAGAAGAAGAUGGUCCAAAGGAAGGACUUGCUGAAUAUAUUGUUGAGUUUCUAAAAAAGAAGACUGAAAUGCUGAAAGACUAUUUCUCUCUUGAUAUUGAUGAGGAUGGAAACCUUACUGGAUUACCACUCCUUAUAGACAACUAUGUUCCACCAUUGGAGGGACUACCUAUGUUUAUCCUUCGCUUAGCCACUGAGGUAAACUGGGAUGAAGAAAAGGAAUGUUUUGAAAGCCUCAGUAAAGAAUGUGCCAUGUUUUAUUCCAUUAGAAAGCAGUAUAUAGUGGAAGAAUCUGACUUGACUAACCAACAGGCUUUAGAGGUUGGAUCUGGUUCAACAUCAUGGAAAUGGACAGUGGAACACAUUAUUUACAAAGCUUUUAGGACCCACCUUUUGCCUCCUAAACACUUCACAGAAGAUGGCAACAUUUUGCAGCUUGCUAAUCUGCCAGACCUGUACAAAGUUUUUGAGAGGUGUUAAAUACCAGCAGACCAGAGCUAGAUGAGUAAUGGAAGAAAGGAGAUUGUUAUACUGCCUUUUAGCAAAGAGUUCUCGUUUCAGAAAUAAAACUGGCCUGUAUUCAA